AUGCCCAAGACCAUCGACAUGGCAACUGGGAGGGUCGAGCGCACUCGACCCCUCCACGAUAUUGUCAACAAUGACAAGAAAAGGGUGGCGUAUUUCUACGACUCCUUAAGACCAAUUCACCCCCAGCAUCAUGUCUCGCAACGGAACCACCCUCAACGAGCACGGUCAGACACCCAGUUGCUGUCCGUUGUGCCCCCGACGAGUUCGCGUCGCCUCCCGCCGCUCAGCCUCGAACUCAAGGUCAAGCUCAAUCCCAUCGGCCACCUGCUCAGUUUUGGUCUGGCCCUAACAGUCCAACCCGCUGCAGGCUAG
Molecule: messenger RNA, 312 nt
Organism: Parathielavia appendiculata
Lineage: Eukaryota; Fungi; Ascomycota; Sordariomycetes; Sordariales; Chaetomiaceae
Exons: 1
Coding region: 1-312 (103 amino acids)
Source: RefSeq, a predicted model, not a curated record